Penicillium oxalicum is the source of this 756-nucleotide messenger RNA. RefSeq lists its product as uncharacterized. The coding region runs from base 1 to 756 and encodes 251 amino acids. The record is from RefSeq and is a predicted model, not a curated record. Lineage: Eukaryota; Fungi; Ascomycota; Eurotiomycetes; Eurotiales; Aspergillaceae. The transcript has a single exon.
AUGUGCGAGAGCAUUGAUCACAUCGGCCUAGACCCAACCCACGCUCGCCAGUCAUCAAAUCUGCUCAUCUGUGCCGCUCUUAAUAUCCCCUACGAACCAGACUCGCACCCUCCUAAUGUUCACUGUGAAGCUAUUCCGAUCUCCAUUCAUUUCUACGCUACACCAGCACUGCAGCAUUUGUAUGAACCAGAUUCCUUCUUCUACGCAUGGGGACCCUUUAGCGCCCGGCAGUCUCUUGGUGGUGCCACAGAGAUCACAUUGCGUGCGUAUGAGGUUCAUCGGUAUGACCCUACUUCCCUAACUUCGACCCUGCGUACUCUGCUAGCUGUGGUGAGCCUGACUAUCUCAUCGCAUUACCCAGACAGCCCGGGGACGUUACUGAUACGGAUACCAUAUCAAACCCACUGUCCAGAGGCAGCGUGUCCUACGGUUCUUCUUAUGGGCACGGUGGAAUCCGCCACAGGUCGCGUCAAUAGUGGGCCGUCACUCAUGUACUACGACCUACAUUCUACGGUAUAUGAUUCCUCGACAAAGAGUUCGGUCAGCUUCACGGUUGCUGCGUACUUCAGAAAUGGCGCCCGAUGGGCCAAUUUUCCUCCCCUGAAGCUUCACACGCACAUUAUGGUUGCGGCUCAUGUUAUUGGCAUAACAACAGACGAUCUUCGCCUCGCAUUAAUGGUUGACGAUGUGUAUUUCCUUCCCACUCUGCCCUAUGCUCCGCCGACCCCCACCGGCGCCGGUUCUCAGAUCUCCUAG